Molecule: messenger RNA, 279 nt
Organism: Dichotomopilus funicola
Lineage: Eukaryota; Fungi; Ascomycota; Sordariomycetes; Sordariales; Chaetomiaceae
Exons: 2
Coding region: 1-279 (92 amino acids)
Biological process (GO): DNA-templated transcription
Cellular component (GO): RNA polymerase II, core complex; RNA polymerase III complex; RNA polymerase I complex
Molecular function (GO): zinc ion binding; DNA binding
Source: RefSeq, a predicted model, not a curated record
AUGUCUCGCGAGGAAUACCAGAUCCCGACCGGCUCCGCCUCUGCCUCCGUGGGUGGUGGUGCUGGUGCGGGCGCGGGCGGCUCCUCUUCCUACAAUGCCCCUGCGGUGCGCGACUACACAGGCUCCGGUGCCGACGGCGGUACAAUGUACUACAUGUGCGGCGACUGCGCGGUGCGGGUGCCGCUGGAGAAAGGCGCGGCCAUCCGUUGCCAGAAGUGCGGCGCACGUGUCUUGUACAAAGAGAGGACGAAGAGGAUGGUCCAGUUUGAAGCACGAUAG